CUAGCUACAGGACCAAACCAAGGAGCGCGCUCGCGCUGGCUUUGUCUUCGACUUCACUCUGAUCUUCUUCCCCUCAACUGCUAGCGUCAGCAGCGGAUGCGAGCCGCAUGUGGAAUCGUCCUUUCUUGUCGCUGCUGCACCGCACCGACUUGUAGUUUUCUUGAAAUCAAGACUGGAAGUCUGCAUUCGACCUUUGGACUUGAACUUUUGAAGUCGACCUGGCCCUGUCUGGAGAUCUAUCCCGGUAUCCGCGGCUGGCUACCUAGCUAGCUGUGGACGCAUGAAGACCGAAGACCAAACUGACUGUGACCGUGUGGCCGUGUGGGUGUGAACUACUUGCCGACCUGGUGUUCUGUGUAUGUACCGCCGGUCACAACACAAUGCCACGUGUGCCGUGCUGCUCCGGUUGCUCGGACGAGCCGGAACGGGAGGAUCCGUACGCACAGUUUUCCGACACGAAGCUCUUCAUCGAGUCGGUGUCGGAGCGUGCCAAGACGCACCGGCAGCAGCUGGCUCUAGAGGCGGCGAAAGCUCGUGAUAGGGUCGACUCCGGUUCGAAUCCAGACGAUGAUACCACGGCAGGCCCCCAAACCAGUCUGCAGCGGUUGCAGCGCAACAAUCCGUUUCAAGGCGUCCCGAUGUGCCCCGCCAUGCUCUUCUCGCAGGGCCAAGAAGCCAAGAUCUGCCUAUUCUGUGGGGAGGCGUUCGGAGUGAGCCGCCGCCGCCACCACUGCCGCCUGUGCGGGCAUGUGUUUCACGGUGGACGGUGCUCGCGCAAGGAGCGCCUGACUGCCAGCCAAGCGGAGCCGGUCACAGUAUGUGCGCUGUGCUACGGCUUCUACACGCACUACCGACAGUCCAUGCAGCGAGGAAGGAAGUUCACGGAGUACGGGCGCAACCGCAGCUGCAUCCACCGCUCCAUGGUGCUGUCAUCGGAGUGCGAUGCGCUGCAUCUGGGCCAGCCGAUACGCAUAGCCGGGCGAAGCAGCGAGCGUCAUUUGCGAGAUACUGCAAGCAUAACCGACAUACAGCUGGUGGACGUUGCAGAAGUCAGCCUGGGCUACCCGUCCGGUGCACUGAUGGGCCUAUCGGAGGGUGCAGAUGCCCCCGUCAUUAAACUGGCAACCACCAGCCGCUCCCUUCUCCUCGGUCUAGAGUCGCGUGAGGACCAGAAACUGUGGCUGGAGGGUGUGCGCGCAGCGGUACAUGUCACCAAGCGUGCAGUGUUCAUUGCUGAGGCCAGUGGAGAGUCAUGGCGUCAGGAAAACCAGAGCAUUAUGACCCGCCGCAGCAAGGAGAGAGCACGGCGCAUGCUUGGCUACAGUCUCGCCAAGGACAAGUGGAGUGAGCCGAUUGCAUCGCCACCGCCAGCUUCGUCACGCAUGCCCAAUCAGCCACAGCAGCAGCAGUCACAAUCGGCACGUCGCACAAGUGGUUCAACACCGGAAGGAGGCCAGCAGCAGCCGCAUCAUCAUCAACAUCAGAGGCAGCAGCACGGCAGCAGCACGACCGCCGCUGUGUCCUACGACCGCACGUCCGUCUCCAGCGACACGGACAGUGUUCCCAGCGUACCGCAGAACAGUGCCACAAACAGCGGAUGCCCCUCGCCGCUGCCUGCACGUCGCACAGCAGCCUACCCACCGCCGUCAGCUAACAACAGCAGCAAUGGCAACAAUAACAACAACAGCAGUAGAAGCUCGUCGUCCCGGCCCGUGCACACCGAUCUUGCUCAGGCCGUUGUGGAGAUGGAAAUGAGCGAUGUGGCGGCCAACGGACAGAAGCAGAAGUGGACGGUGCGCGCAACCUCCAGCAUGCCCCAGUCGCCACCGCGGAAAGUCAACAGCCCCGCCGCCGACUCUGAGCAUCAUCAUCAUCAGCAGCAGCAACAACAGCAUCAGCAGCAAAUGCACGCCACACGUGUAUCGCCGCGUGACUACACCCCGUCGCCUAGUCACAUGCACAUUGGUGGUCUUGACUCUGAUGACGGUGCGGCUGCGACUGCUGGUGGUGAUGACAUUGGUGGUGGAGACCGGGCAGCAUCAGCAGCAGCGGGAGCACUCUGGCCGACGGACGGCAGGCGGCCACAGAGACCGCCGCGUCGCAAGCCAGGCCCGCCUCGUCCUCCGCCGCCUGCCAUUGUGCGCGCAUCACCGCCGGUGCCCAUCGACGAGACGCUCGACGAGUCGGCCUACAUCUCAAAGCUUGCCGCCGACAUACCCGUUGCUCCCCUCCAGCGUGACAGCGCGCAGCAACGCUCCUCCGGUCGCCGCCAGCGAUCACCGGUGACGAAAGACUCCUCCUCGGCAAUCCUGAGCCCGACGGAUGCACCGGCAGCGAUGGGGCCGACUGGACCCACGUCGCUGAUACGUGCCGCUCAGCUGCGCCUCUCGGGUCGUCGCUCUCCCAAACCAGCAGCUCCUGCCAGGGGUGCAUCCCCCGCUGCAGCUGCUUCUGCCAGAGGUGCGUCCCCCGCUGCUGCUGCUGCGGCGGCGUCGGUGACGGGCUAUCGGAACUCUCCACAGCGGGGCGAAGCAGCAACAGCAGGUACGCCGACGUCACCGCUAGCCUACCCACAGCCUGUAGCGUGCAUACCGAGCGAUGACUACGGGCAUGCAGCAGCACAGACGGCUCGACCACUGGAGCUUGCAGCUUCUCCGUUACACCAAGCCAAUGCUGCUGCUGCUGCUGCUGCUGCUGCUGCUGCUGCGCCGUCCGAUGAGAUGGAGUAUGCCACGGAGGAUGAUUGAGCAGAGGACACGCCGUGUACUGCCAUCAACGUGUGUGUUUUCCGGUGAGAUCCAGUGUAUUGACUCAAAACUGACUUCUGAGACGGACUAAUGCUAAUAAACUGCUAAUCACCUGUGCCUUCAGUGUCAGACCAGUGAUAGUGACGACCUCUUCAUCCAUUCUCGCAAUGCAGCGUAACAAAGAGCUUUGUUUUCUUGUUAUUUCUCUUUCUGACCACGACUACAAUGUAGUAGCCGCUUAGAAGUGUCUUUUUUCAAGUGA
Molecule: messenger RNA, 3009 nt
Organism: Sycon ciliatum
Lineage: Eukaryota; Metazoa; Porifera; Calcarea; Leucosolenida; Sycettidae
Product: proline-rich protein 36-like
Exons: 6
Coding region: 381-2747 (788 amino acids)
Molecular function (GO): metal ion binding
Source: RefSeq, a predicted model, not a curated record